UUGGUCGCAUCAGCAGCCAGUUUCAAUUUAAUUCAGUCUGCGUGGAGUUGUAUAUACACGUUGACGUAUCAAACGGGAAGAUAUCCUCCUCGUGUUUCGUACACCAUGUGGUAAAUUCGCCGAUAGUUGUCCGUUUCAUCUGCAAAGUGAUCAUCGAAAAGAGUUGCUGCUGCUCCAUGUAGCCGAACCGGCUGACCUUUUUCACAUAAUUCGUAGUCAUUCCCUUUGAAACCGACCGUGCAUUGUCUGUUCGCUACUGUUUUCUAUUUUGGCCGUCCAGUAUCCGUCUUUAGCGCGUUGGCGGUAGAAAUAGAGAGCGCUUUGUUGCGUAUGAAGAGAAUUUGCUAUUUUUCUCGAACGGUGAAGAAGAUGCCGGUUGGUAGGUGGCUGAAGAUGGAUGCUCAAUUAUUCGCUUUAUUCUUCUUCGUUGCGUUUUUUCAUCAAAGUAUCAACGCCGAGAAUUUGAAACUAUGUGUGGUCGAGAGCGUUGACACGACAAAAAGGAUCCGCGGACUUUGCUCGCAAUUGGUAAACUCAAGGAGUCAGGUAGAAUGUGUUGUAGGAAAUGAUAGGUUUAAUUGCAUGCGGCGGUUGACCAUGGGCAAAGCUGACUUUACUGUACUGGAACCGGAAGAUCUGGUCGCAGCGUCUGCAUACAACGAGUAUAACAUUCUAGUCACGAACGAGUUAAGAUUAUUUCCAGAUGAGAAGCAACGUUAUGAGAUGGUAGUCAUAGUCUCUAAAGAUGUGAGGAAUAUAUGGGACGUUAAGGGUAAGAGGUUCUGCCAUCCUGGACUGGAUACUACCGACGAUUGGACCAAUGCUUUCUCUACGUACUUCGAGCAAUGGAUAAUAUCAAAAGAGUGUGAUCUAGACAAAACGUUGUUAGAGAAUCGAAUGAACGGCUUGUCGAAUUUUUUCGAGGCAGCCUGCAUAGCUGGCCCUUGGACUGCCGAUACCACGUUUAAUAGUAAAUUAAAAUCGAAGUACCGAAACCUCUGCGCCGCGUGCGACAAUCCUGUCGGCUGUUACACGAAUGAUAAGUAUCAUGGUCGCGAAGGCGCUUUAUUGUGCCUCACUGAUAACGCAGGUGAUAUUGCCUGGGUUAGAUUAAAUGACACGUUAGAACAUUUCAAGGAUGAAGAAAUCAACAAGGAAGAUUAUAAAUAUCUUUGUCCGGAUGGUACAACGAGGCCUGUGAAACUUGAUAAACCUUGUAUAUGGAUCACGAAACCGUGGCCUGUGGUUAUUGCUAGAUCAGAGGUAGCAAGGAAGGUGGAGAAGCUGAUGAAUUCCUUGGACGCGGUCAAAUUCAGUUGGAUGCUACGCCAAUUGUUGGAAAGCUAUCAUCCGACGCCGGUGAGCACAGAAUCUCUAGAAACGCCGGAGGACUUCCUAAUAAGAUUUCCCCGUUUUAUGAGCGCCAACAGUCGUUCGACAUGUCAUCCUUCCAGAAGAGUAAGAUGGUGCAUCACGUCAAGCUUGGAGCAGAACAAAUGUAGAUGGCUUAGGGAAGCUUCGAUCGUGUAUGGUGUGGAACCAGCGAUUUCCUGUAUUCAGGAAUUGACCAGAGCGCUCUGUUUAAAGGCUCUCAAGACCGAGCGUGCAGACAUAUUUGUUGCAAGACCGGAGGAACUGUUGGAGGCCAGAAAGAUGGGUCUAAAAACGCUCGUGCAAGUGGUACCCAAGAGGAACGACGAGUUCGUUAGAAUCGCAGCGAUUGUGAAACAGGAUUCAUGGUUCAAGAGUUUGAAAGACCUUAAGGGAGCCAAGGCGUGUUUUACGGGAUAUCGAGACGUCGGAUGGAACGCUUUCAUAAGUGCUUUAAAGAAUAUCUCAGGUACAGGAUCAUAUUGUUCAGAUGUGGAUGCGGUAGCUAAUUUCUUUACAACGAGUUCCAUUGUUGAUCUGAGUGAAAGCGUUGGACCACUGCCGUAUAAUUUACAACCUUUUACUAAACGAGUAAAUGGGAUUGGAAAAGAUCUAAGUGCCUUUGACUGUAUGAUAUCUAACGUUGGAGAUGUAGCUUUUGUCAAUUUGAGGAAUAUCAAAGCAAAUAUUGAUAGUUUCAUGCAAAAACAUGGCCUUCAAGCGAGAGACAACAAAUAUCGAACCUUAUGUUUUAACGAAGUUGAUUCGGAUACAACAUGCUUGCUUACGUGGGCUCCGCUAAGCUCGAUUGUAAUACACGAAAAUAUGACAGUUUUGAGACAAGAGGAAAUCUAUUCGAUGCUGUUAGAAAUGGAUAAACUUUUCGGAAGCACCUAUAAGGGUUCAACACCUGCGUUCUCUAUGUAUGGAAUAUACGAUUCAAAUCAUAGCAUUAUAUUUCCGGAAGAUACGCAACAUUUACAAUUAGAAGUUCAUCAGAUUCAACAAGUAACGUCUUAUCCAGAUAUUGUUAACGAUCUCAUGAAACAUUGUAGCGGCGUAAAAGGACUGAUCUUCCAUUAUAGUAACAUAAUUUUUAUAUAUAUUUUAUAUAUAUUUUUAUUUCUGUGUUAAGUAAAUUACAGUAUGUCUAAAUAUAAACAUUUUUA
Molecule: messenger RNA, 2540 nt
Organism: Eufriesea mexicana
Lineage: Eukaryota; Metazoa; Arthropoda; Insecta; Hymenoptera; Apidae
Gene: Tsf3
Product: Transferrin 3
Exons: 16
Coding region: 331-2505 (724 amino acids)
Biological process (GO): iron ion transport
Cellular component (GO): recycling endosome; early endosome; plasma membrane
Source: RefSeq, a predicted model, not a curated record